This is a messenger RNA of Zingiber officinale, 933 nucleotides long. RefSeq lists its product as uncharacterized. The transcript has 4 exons. The record is from RefSeq and is a predicted model, not a curated record. Bases 1 to 426 code for a protein of 141 amino acids. Lineage: Eukaryota; Viridiplantae; Streptophyta; Magnoliopsida; Zingiberales; Zingiberaceae.
AUGGGGCGACUUGAGAAGGAGUUCUUGAGCUUUCUCUUAUUCCGUUUGGCAGAUCAUUAUGCGCGUUUCUUCCUCGCGACAGAGCUAGGGCACCGACGGCCGGCGACCACUUCUCCUGAUUCACUGUCGCUGGCCGGAGCUUGUCCCUCACCUCCCACGGUCAUCUCCUAUCCACAGCCACACUUCCUCUUCGGGAUUUCCAGCGGCGUGCGGGCUAGGGCAGCAACGACGGCAAGCCAUUCCAGGCGGCAAGCUUCGGUUCCGAUCAUCCACCUCACCGGAGGGGUUCUCCGACAUAAAGGAAAAAUUAUGGAAGCAGUUCCAAAGAUAAGAGAAAGGUCAAGAAGUUGUAGCCCUCGGCCUAGGUUCUUCAUAACAUUGUUGUUGCAGAAUACUUUCACUGGAAUGUGCUACGUGAUUCAAUAACUCCUAUUUUUCCACUGGACUGUUAAUCUCUUUUUGAUUUUGUGGAUAACUUUGCUGCAAACUAUGCUCUGAAGAGAGUUUAUUAUGUCAACUAUGCAUUGGGGAUAUCUGGACUCAGGAAACCUUGCUGGCAUCUAUUAUGAACAAAGUCAACUUGACAUGGCAAUUCUGCAUUACAAGCAAGCUAUCAACUGUGAUUCUACCUUUAUUGAAGCUUACAAUAAUCUGGUAAGUUGAUAAUGAUCUAAUAUGUCAAAAUGUGGUAUCCUUCUUGAUGGUGAGCCAGGUUAGUUAAUGAUCGACUUUCUUGCACAUUAAAAAGGGAAUGCUCUCAAAGACGCUGGACAUGUGGAAGAGGCUAUUAACUUCUAUAGGGUGACUUUUUAAUUUGGAUAUUUUUAUUCUCUUAAGUUUUUUUCCUUGUUGAAUAACUUCAUUUUAAUAAUUUUUCCCAAGUCAUGCCUUGCUUUACAACCUAACCAUCCACAAGCAUUGUCAAGCCUUGGC